Messenger RNA from Ilex paraguariensis (yerba mate), 413 nucleotides. The record is from the annotation of a GenBank genome assembly. NCBI's taxonomy places the organism in Eukaryota, Viridiplantae, Streptophyta, Magnoliopsida, Aquifoliales, Aquifoliaceae.
AAUUCAGCGACGCCUCCAUAGAAAAGCUUGUUGAAGGUAAUUCGCGAUCACCGAACCAAACCAGCAAAACCCCCAAAACCAAACCCUCCUCUCUAAGCCUCACUACCUCGACUGCACCCAUCACCGCCGAGAAUUUUCCCAUUUUGGGGACAAUUUUGGAGAGAGAGUACACCGAGAUUGCGCUGGCAAAGCAGCCCUUGAGGAUUGGUUGCCCAUUCGGAUUGAAUAAAGGGUCUAAUCGAAUCGAGAGAAUUUUUUGGUUGAGAAAGCCGGUUGGAGAAAGCUUUGGAGGUGGUGGGUGUGGAGGAGUGGAGGGAUUGGAGGGUGGUUUUGGUUUUAGAGUGAGAAUUGGAGGGUUGGAAGAAGCUGAAGCUGAAGCUGAAGAUAUUUAUACCUUUGCAGAGUUAGAAUGA